Molecule: messenger RNA, 2961 nt
Organism: Miniopterus natalensis
Lineage: Eukaryota; Metazoa; Chordata; Mammalia; Chiroptera; Miniopteridae
Gene: RNASEL
Product: ribonuclease L
Biological process (GO): negative regulation of viral genome replication; protein phosphorylation; mRNA processing
Molecular function (GO): protein kinase activity; RNA nuclease activity; protein binding
Source: RefSeq, a predicted model, not a curated record
GGUGACUGUGGCCCAAAGGAAAUUUUUUCUGCUGGCAAUAGGAGCGGACAGAAAGUACCAGAGGCUCCAGGCGUCUGAGUUUAGAAGGUGUAAUGUCAGAAGACUCCAAGGGUAUUGUCCUUCCUCAUAUGCUGAUCUGUAGCCAGAUCAUCCUUCUUUACCGUGACAGCAGUUUCUAGAGCUCCAUGUUUCUUUGAUCAAGUCCCAAGGAGAUAAAUUUUUAUUUUCUCAAAGAAAGCCAAAAAGCUAUCAUUGGCAUUUACCACCAUGGAGACCAAGAGCCAUAACAACCCCCAAGACAGACCCACAUCCUCAAGCGAUGGGAGAACUUGGGAUGACAAUCGCUUGUUGAUGGAAGCUGUUAGAAAAGAAGACAUGGAGCAGGUCCGGCAGCUGCUGGAAAGAGGGGCUGAUGUCAAUUUCCAGGAAGAGAAAGGGGGCUGGUCUCCCCUGCAUAAUGCGGUACAAAUCGACAGUGAGGACAUGGUGCAUCUCCUGCUUCGUUACGGUGCUGACCCUUGUCUGAGGAAGAGGAACGGCGCCACUCCCUUCAUCAUGGCUGGGAUUGUGGGGAAUGAGAGGCUGCUCGAACUUUUCCUUUCCAAAGGCGCAGAUGUCAAUGAGUACGACCUUCAUGGCUUCACAGCUUUCAUGGAAGCCGCUGUGUAUGGUCACAUCCAAGCCUUAAGAUACCUGUUUGAGAAAGGGGCAGAGGUAAAUUUGGGUCGAAAGACCAUGAAGGAUCAACAGAGGCUUAAGAAAGGAGGGGCCACAGCUCUCAUGGAUGCUGCUAAAAAUGGAAAGGUAGAUGUGGUGAAGGUCCUCCUUGAUGAGAUGGGGGCAGAUGUCAAAGCCCGUGACAACAUGGGCAGAAAUGCUUUGAUCCACGCUCUGGCGAAUGCUGAUGAUAGUAACGCCAUGGCCAUUACUCGCCUUCUGUUGCACCAUGGGGCCGAUGUCAACGUGAGGGGGGAAAAAGGGAAGACGCCCCUGAUUCUGGCAGUGGAAAAGAAGCGCUUGGGUUUGGUGCAGAUGCUUCUGGAACAAAAACAUAUAGAGAUCAAUGACACAGACAGGGAGGGCAAAACAGCACUGCUGUAUGCCGUCGAACUCAACCUGACUGAAAUUGCAGAGUUGCUGUGUGACCAAGGAGCCAGCACGGAUUGUGGCGACCUCGUUAUGUUCGCGAGGAGGAAUUACAACAAGACCCUUGUAAAGCUGCUUCUCCGGCAUGGAGCCAGAGAAGAUUAUCACCCUCCUGCUAAAGACUGGGAGCCUCGGAGCUCGCGCUGGGGACAGGCCCUGAAACAGCUCCACGGGAUGUACCGCCCGAUGGUCGGCAGGCUCAAGGUCUUUAGGGAUGACGAAUAUAAAAUUGCGGACACUUCGGAAGGGGGCAUCUACCUGGGGUUCUAUGAUGAGCAGGAGGUUGCUGUGAAGCGCUUCUCUGAAGACAGCAGUCGUGGGGAAAAGGAGGUCUCCUGUCUACAGAGCAUCCGAGGGAACAGUAACUUGGUGACAUUCUAUGGGAGCGAGAGCCACAGGGGCUGUCUGUAUGUGUGCAUCUCCCUCUGUGAGCAGACACUGGAGAAACACUUGGCCGAACACAGAGAGGAGGCUGUGGACAACGGGGAAGAGGAAUUUGCCCGAAACAUCCUCUUGUCUAUAUUUAAGGCAGUUGUUGAGCUUCACGGGUCAUGUGGAUACACUCACCAGGACCUGCAGCCACAAAACAUCUUAAUAGAUUCCAAGAAGGCUGUUCGCGUGGCAGAUUUUGAUCAAAGCACCAAGUGGGCUGGAGAUCCAGAGCAAAUCAAGAGUGAUCUAGAGGCCCUUGGACGGCUGGUCUUAUAUGUGGUAAGCAAGGGAAAUAUCCCUUUUGAGACACUGAAGACUCAAAGUAAUGAAGAGGUGAUUAAAUUUUCUCCAAAUGAAGAAAUUCAGAACCUCAUUCAGCACCUGUUCUGCCCUGGGGAAAAUGUGAAGAAUAUUCUGGUUGACCUGCUGGAUCAUCCUUUCUUCUGGAGUUGUGAGAGCCGCUAUAGGGUCCUUAGAGAUGUGGGAAAUGAGUCUGACAUCAAAAUGCGAAAACCAAGUAUCUUCCAACACCUGCAGCCUGGGCCAUCGAAAACUUCCAGAAGCUUUGAUCAGUGGACCUCUAAGAUUGACAUAUGUGUUAUGAACCAAAUGAGUAAUUUUUAUAACAAGAAGCCCCAUUUAAAAUAUGAGGACACCGUGGGUGAUCUGCUAAGGUUCAUCCGGAAUUUGGGAGAACAUAUUAACGAAGAAAAGAAUAAAUGGAUGAAGUUGAAAAUUCAAGACCCUUCCCGAUAUUUACAGGAGAAAUUCCCCGAUCUGGUCAUCUACAUCUAUACGAAACUACAGAACACAGAAUAUGCAAAGCAUUUCCCCAAAACUCACAGUGCACAGAAGCCUCAGUGUGAUCGGGGUGAUGGUGGCCAGCACCCUAGCAGGCUCUGAGCACUGACCACGCCUGCUGAGUCCGGUGAGGUCUUUAUUAGGUGUGUGAUCCUGGGCAAGUCACAAUCCUCUGGGCCUCUUAACUAACCUGGUUGCUAGUGAGGGAUGAAUUGGACGGAUAAUGUCAGUUCCUGGCCAUGUGCCAGGCACUCCCUACAUGUUUAUUAAAAACAAACAAAAAGUAUAUGCUCAAAUUACCCUGGUGCUUUUUUUGGGUAAAGGUUAGAAGCAGGAGCCAAAAGGGCACACCGCUGAGAUUCCUCUUUUCUGUUGCACUGAAGGAGUGAGUGCCUAGACCUCUAACACCGUAUGCUUUACAUCAGUUAUCUCAUGUCAUUAUCCCAAUGAUCUUGCAACAUGGGUCAAUAUCCCCAUUUAAGAAUUGAUGAACUUGAGACUCAGAGAGUUUGAACUACUUGUCCCAGAUCAUACAACUUGUACAAAGCACCGAAUAAAUGGAUGUGUUGCUGUUACCUCUCA